AUGUUAUCAUCUCCGUCUCCUAUCAACGUCCGCUACGCUCGUUCGAUGGAAGACCAAGCACGACCUAUUGUGACACAUCAUGAGAUCCGGAAUUCUCGUGAUCUAUGCCCUCAUCGAGUCAGCGGCUGCAAAGUACUGGAAAUCAGCGAGUCAACAAUCUUGAAAGUGGGCCUUACAGUCACAAUGGGAGAAGCCGAGGCUAUGAUCCUCGUCAGGAACUCAACAUCUGUCCCUGUUCCAGAAGUGCUCAAUGCUUAUAUGAUUGAAGAUAUUGGAUUUAUCUUAAUGAGCAAGAUAUCCGGUGUUACUCUUCAGACUUGCUGGGAAAGUCUUUCCGAAGAUUCCCAGAAAUCCAUCCUAGAUCAACUUCGAGGCUAUGUACAUGAAUGGCGCAGCAUUGAAGGCAAGUUCUUUGGGUCUAUAGACCAAGGGCCUUGUCAAGAUACCGUCUUCAUGCAUCCAUGGGGAAAUCGGAAUUAUCAAUAUGGGCCGUUCCAAACACGAAAGGAAUUCAACCAAGGUGUCAUUGAAGCGCUUAAGAAUGCAAGACCUGGUGGGCAGCUGGUCGAUGAAGAUGACUACCGCCUAGCAGACGAGAUACUUGCAUCAGGGGAGAAUGGGCAAGACGAGAGGAAAAUCUUGACUCAUGGUGACCUACACCCCACUAAUAUCAUCAUCAACGAUGGUAAGCUGGCCGGGAUUAUUGACUGGGGAGCAGCUGGAUACAGUAUUGCAUCAAGGGAAUACUUUGGUCUGGUUUGGAUGGCACUGGAUUCAUCAUGGAGAAAAUCAGCAUCUACCAUUCUGCCCUCUGAUGAGUAUGAGUUUUGGGCUAAGGUGAAUUAUUCCAUGACUCAAUACACAGGCAUCUAA
Molecule: messenger RNA, 873 nt
Organism: Aspergillus pseudoviridinutans
Lineage: Eukaryota; Fungi; Ascomycota; Eurotiomycetes; Eurotiales; Aspergillaceae
Exons: 1
Coding region: 1-873 (290 amino acids)
Source: RefSeq, a predicted model, not a curated record